This is a messenger RNA of Caenorhabditis bovis, 4032 nucleotides long. The record is from the annotation of a GenBank genome assembly. NCBI's taxonomy places the organism in Eukaryota, Metazoa, Nematoda, Chromadorea, Rhabditida, Rhabditidae.
AUGCGUUCGUACGAGUUUGUGACAAACACGCCGAUCAGGCUCGAUCGCCAUAAAAGCUAUUUGGUGGAUGAUGUGGCUUUGGUCCGAACGGCGCCUGCAACGACACCGUCGCCGUCAACGGCUUCUUCCUCGUCGGGUGUGACCAUGAUUGAACGAUGCGUGGUCGUACAGCGACAAGCGGAAGGGUUUGGACUGACGGUAACCGGUGAUUAUCCAGUGUAUGUGCACACGGUGAAACCUGAUGGAGCUGCUUAUUGUGCAGGAGUGAGGCAAGGCGAUCGAAUUGUUAAGGUGAAUGGAAUGCCAGUCACAAAUGGUAACCACCACGAAGUAGUUCGCAUGAUAUCAGGAGGUCAAAACGUGGCGUUAACACUUCUUGGCAAGCCACCCGAGCCAUUGCCGCCAAUGCCUUUCAAGAAUUUGAAAUUUGAGCAGAAGAUACACAUCGCCGACCCAGUAUUGAUUGAGGCUAGUUCGACAGAUUGGCGUCGUCGUCGAAACGAGCUUCUUGGUCAAAUGCUCGAUGAUGAGCUGAAGCAUGUUGAGGGCCUUCGUGAAUCGUCACAGAAUGUUGAAAAAAUCGAUCGGGCUUUGAAAAGAAUUGUCUCAUUACAAUCUCAAUUAAAACAUAUCCGACCAGAGACGUCAUCACCCAAGGAAUACGUGACGACAAAUCUACCGAUGGAUCUGGACAGCGACGAGGACGAAAACGAUGUCAUUUAUCUGCCGGAAUCUCAAGGAGGCCCAUUUUCGAAUUUGGCAGAGCUUAAGACUCAUCCAGCUCAUUUAGCAGUAUUUAUCAAUUACUUAUUGACCAACGCAAAUCCAAGCAGUUUGUUCUUUUACCUUAUUACCGAUGCUUAUCAAUCAGCGUAUGGAACGGCGAAAGAAUUCCGAAGAUGGGCUUUUGAAAUUUUCUCAACAUUCAUUAUUCCAAAUUCUCCAAUGUGCAUUCCGAAUUCGGAUCAGAGCAUUAUUCAGCCGAUUGAUAAGAUAAUGUGCAUGACUGCGGAACACAUUGGCGACAGUGAUGCUGACACUUUAAAAAGGGUAUUUGUGCCAGGAAGACAGCGUGCAGUUACGGAUAUCAAUGUGCAUUUGAACGAGUUCCGUCAAAAAAAGCAGCUCGGAGGGCAAGUUUCCGAAUCAUCGAAUCAACUUGCGCAUAUGGUGCGUGGAGAUAUGGCCAUGGAGCAUCGAGUCGGAGAGCAAAUGCUAUUUCGCUGUCUCGAUUUUUGUAGCAACUCGGCGGAUUUUGACAACUGCGAAAUUCGAACGCAAGCCAUAUUGUCCAGUUUGGCAACCGUUAUUAAGGUUGUUCUUGGUAAAACAUCAUCGGCUGCCAAUGACAAAAUUUUGGAAAAAUUCCCACAAUUCAUCACACGCGAUAAACCAGCGGGUAAGACGCGAAAAGCGCCAAAUAACAUCAAAAAUAAAGUACAGGUUAAAGGUCAUAGCUUUACGAUAAGCUCUGUAAAUACAGUCCAUUAUUGUUAUCAGUGUCGUGAUGCUAUUUGGGGAAUGCAACCAUGGAUAUAUUUUUGCAGUAAUUGCGAUGUGAAAGUUCAUCCGCAAUGCACUUCUUCGCUGACGGAUGCUUGUUAUCCAGCAACACAAUCAAAGCAAAAAACCACCAAAUCGCGACUAUCGGGACUAAUUGGGCGCUCUGACGCCACGGAGGAGGACGACUUUAACAGUCAUAGGCACGAGCCAAAUAACGUGAAGUCGACGAGCUCGGAUAGCGGAAUUGGACACGAUAUUCAUAAUCACGAUAGGAACGUUACGCGUUCUCAUAGCAUGAGGAAUCGAAUCUCAACAAUUCCGCAAUCGUACUCAGCCGAAGAUAAAGUUAUGUUGCCGCAGAAGAAGCGCGAUCGAUCCGCAACGCCGUCGUGGCAAAUGAAAGGCGGUUUGCACGAUUUGACACCCGCCGAUGAGACCGACGAGAGCGACGAUAGAGAUCGUCGAUUGCGCUUAUUGGAGAGCAAAUCAAUGGAAAACACUAAUCGAAUGGCUGUUGAUUUGCAAAGUGUUAGUGCCGCCUCUAGCUGUUCUCAUCAGAGUAGCCUAGUUGCCACAGACGACGAAAGUUACGUUAGAAAAACGACCACACUGCAAUUCUCAAGCUUCAUGGACGGUGAUAGCGAUUUUGAAUUGGAAACGGAAGCCACGCCAUUGGAACAGCUUGUUGGCUGGGAUGUCAUCAGGCAUCUGAAGCCCAAAGAGAAAAAACGGCAGGAAGUUAUCAAUGAACUUUUCCACACUGAGCGCACACAUGUCCGCAAUUUAAAGAUUCUUUAUCAUUUGUUCUACAAACCAAUCGUGCAGAACAAAGUAGUCUCCAGCGAUGUCGCAAAGUUGCUUUUUGCAAAUCUGGAAGAUCUCUUGGCGUUGCAUCAGAAGAUGUCGGAUGCGAUGCGCGCGGCUGUUGAAAAAUGGAAAAUUGAGCCACCACACAUAAAUGGUGGUAUUUAUGGUGACAUUGGUGAGCUUAUGGAAAGCUUGUUUGAAGGUGAAGCUGGAGAAAAACUCAUGCUCGUUACGGCAACGUUCUGCCAGCACCAACAGCAUGCGUUAGAGUUUCUACGUUCUCGGUGCAAACGCGAAAAAGAUGAUGCGCUGGUUCGAUUCCUGAGCGAGGCCGAAUCGAAUCCAGUAUGCCGAAAACUUCAACUCAAAGAUAUGAUCCCUGUCGAGAUGCAGAGGCUCGUCAAGUAUCCACUUCUUCUUGAAACAAUCGCGAAAUAUACAGCAGAACCGAGUGAAGAACAAGAUCGUCUUCUGCGCACCGUCGUUUCAGCGAAACGAAUUUUGAGUGCUGUUAACACCGCUAAACGUAACGCUGAGAACUUAAGACGACUUGAAGAGCUGCAAAAGAGAAUUGACACAACACCGUUUGACAAGGAGUUCAGUGGGCAUGACUAUGCCUCUCUUAAUUUGACAAAGUACCGACUUGUUCAUGAUGGUCCACUUACGUGUAGAUUCAAUCGCGGUAAAAUGGUCGAGCUUCAUGUUGUUCUACUGGAAAAUAUGCUUGUGCUUUUGACAAAACAUAGCGACGGCAACAAACUCCAGCUUAAGACCCUUGAGCCGUCAAAGGAAACAAAAUGGUCGCCCAUUUUGCCGCUUGCCCCGCUGAUUGCUAAGGAAAAAGCGAAUGACAAGAGAGCAUUUUUCCUAGUGUUUAAUAGUCAAUAUGGCGCACAAAUAUAUGAACUAGUGGCCGGAACAGCAACCGAACGGAAAACAUGGUUUAAAUUGAUGAGUGAUCAAAUUGAGCAAGAGAAGAAGCAUCAAACAAUUGGAAUUGAGCCAAGUUUUGAAGUUGGACAGACGACUUUAGAUUCCGAUGGUGUUGCUAAGGUCAAUGUUGUGACUCACCCACGCCUCGUGAACGCUAAUGAGAUUACCAUUCAACAACCAACUAUCCUUGAGCAUGCUCAACCAGUUCUCACACCCGCAGAAAAGUUGAAAAGAAGUGAUGAGAUAAUUUUCCAAGCCUUACUCACAAAACAAACAAUCCUCGCUCAAAUGCUACCUUGUGAUAAUAAGAAAGCGAAGGCUGAAGAGUUGGAAAAACUAACGGAACUUUUGGGCGGUCUUGCCGUUCAAGAUCUCAAACAACGCGAUGGGAAAGAGCUGGCAAUGUCUGCAAUUGUUCAUGGAAAUCGUCUUCUGGACAGUAUUAAUCAGAGCUUGAAUGCAAGAAAAGAAUAUAAUGAGGAUGGAAGCGAAUCUUUGAGCUUAGAAAAUCAAGAGCCAAACGUGCCUUCAGUGCCAUCAUAUAAGCUUACUGCAAUAGCAGCGCCUCUAAUGAAUCACUUGAAAGCCUUGAUGACUGUCAUUCAAGACCAACAGAAUGAAAUAUCUGUUGUUAAACAGCAGCUCUAUCAGUACAAGAAACUUGCAGCAGACUUCGAACCUCGAGACCGAUCAGUCAGUGAAGAAACCCUGACAGAGGUCGGGGAUAGUAAUGAGAGAAAACUGAUGACAAAGCGCCAAAGAGCGCCGUCAAUUCAGCCAAUAAGUUAA